AUUUCAUUGGAGAAAUGGAAAAGAACGGACUCUUUGACUCAGACGAGGAAGAAGAAAAGAUCGAGUAUAAGCCAGAAGUGGAAGCUCCAGACCAAAAUUUGGGAGAGACUGUCGAGGUUCAUCCAGCUUCUCGGGAAACACAACUCCUUACUGAGAGCGAUGUAUCUCCUGUCUCUAAGAAUGACCUUGGAGAUGAUGCUAGCAGUGAAGAUGAUAUUGAAGAAACUCAAGAUUUGUCAGAAAAUAAAUUCCAAUUCGAUGUUCCUUAUCCUAAUGUUCAAGAGGAAGAUUUGACUUGGUCUGUUUCCCAACCUGUAAAAGCAGGACAUAUCAGCUACACAGUCACUGGAGAAGAUAAGGAUGGACCAUUCCAAGGAAGUAGGAGAUACAAAGAUUUUUAUAGUCUGAGACAAGCACUCGUCAAUAGAUGGCCAGGUGUAUAUGUCCCACCAAUUCCUCCAAAACAGAGUGUUGGAAACAAGAAGGACAAAUUUGUAUCUCACAGAAUGCAUUUGUUGGAUCAAUUCAUGAAGAAGAUCAGCAAAAUCCCACAUUUAAUCAAAUCUGAUGAGUUUCAGAUGUUCUCCAAGCCAGCUGGAGAUAUUUCGGCAACUUUUAAUUCGCUAGGAAAUAUCUCUCCUGAAGAUUUAAGAAAGCGAUUAGAAAACGAGCUAGAGGUUAGCACUGAGCUUGAAGAGGCCUUAGUAAAUCAAUCUAGAGAACAAGUGAAUGACUUCCAGGCCUUCCUUAAGAAAAUAAUUCCUACACUCAAAACAAUUAAAGAGGAAGCAAAGAAAAUGGUGAGUUCAAGAGAAGUUAUGAACAAGCGUACUUCAGCACUUGUUGAGGCCAUGUCUCAAUAUGAGUCAAAUGGCCUUAUAAAGUUUGCUGAUGAUGACAUCUCCAGGAUGGUCAUCGAUAACCCAGAAGACCCUGAAAUGAAAGCAAAAGCAGAAGGAAUCGGGAAAUUUUAUUCCAAUACUUUCAAAGAUUUCUAUUUCUGGAUCAGAAGCACUCUUGGAGAUAUAGAAGCCGCUUUGGAUGCUGUCAACGGGAGAGACAAGGUCGUACAAAAUAAAGUCAAACUUCUCAACAAACAAAAGAGUGAGAAGAGUGAAUUGGAUACUAUCAACAGUGGUAAAAAGACCUGGAAGUCUUUGUUCCAAUCAACAUCUUCCAAACAAAAUAGAGCAGUUUUUCUCACCUCUGACAUAGAAAAGCUAGAGAAUGACGCUAAAGAGCUAGAUGUGAUUAUCAAAAUGAUAAACUGCUAUAUAGCUGAAAAUAUCAUCCCUACAUUCAAAGAAAGACAGAUCAAGGAUUACUAUGAAUUCCUUAAUUAUAUUGCAAGAAGAGAGAUCAACAAUUGAGCUGCAACAAAGUUCUUCUGGAAUGACUUCACAAAGAAUGAAAAUAUACCUGCGGAUUCGAAAUAAAUCUCAAAUUUAA
This is a messenger RNA of Moneuplotes crassus, 1449 nucleotides long. NCBI's taxonomy places the organism in Eukaryota, Ciliophora, Spirotrichea, Euplotida, Euplotidae. The record is from the annotation of a GenBank genome assembly.